Messenger RNA from Amphimedon queenslandica, 354 nucleotides. Its product is annotated as ankyrin repeat domain-containing protein 7-like. The record is from RefSeq and is a predicted model, not a curated record. Gene Ontology annotation, biological process: protein ubiquitination; positive regulation of protein catabolic process. Lineage: Eukaryota; Metazoa; Porifera; Demospongiae; Haplosclerida; Niphatidae. The transcript is spliced from 4 exons. Gene Ontology annotation, molecular function: protein binding. Bases 1 to 297 code for a protein of 98 amino acids.
AUGUUGUAUAAGAAGACUCCAUUACAUGAAGCAGCUUUAUAUAACAGGAGUAAUGCUGUCCAGUGGUUACUCAGUAAAGGGGCUGACCUUGAGUCAAGAGAUGAUGAUGGAUGGACUCCUCUCAUAGUAGCAGCUGCUAAUGGUCAUACACAGGUAGUGACAAUGCUCCUUGAAAAAGGAGCAGAUGUCACUGCCUCUGAUAAUGCUGGUAAGACUGCUCUUGAUUAUGCUUAUGGUGACACUGCCACUAUACUGAGAGUACACUCAGGUAAUGUAUUUAUUAGUUUAUUAAACUGAUGUUAUUAUACUGUAUGUAGUACUGUAUUGUUAGUAAAUUUUAUGACACAGCUUGAG